AUGAUUAUCACGUUCCCACGUUACAUUGCAGAUAGACAUUGUGGGUACUGCAAUGAUUCAAAGACCGACUAUUAUGCCUUGGAAAGCGAGGCAAAGGCAAAGGCAGAGACAAAAGCGGACGAGAUGGAUGCAAUUGACUCUAAACAAGCCAUGACUAUUGGCUGCUCAAUUAUAAAAAUGACGUGUCUAGAAUACGAUGAACUUAUAAACAAGGGAUUUAGAAGGUCAGGAACGUUUCUAUACAAGAAUGACUUGUUGCGGACAUGUUGUCGACUAUACACCAUUCGAACGAACCAGUCGCAAUUCAAGCUUAAUAAGAAACAGAGAAAAGUGGUAAACAGGUUUAUUCAUGAGAUCUGCCCGGAUGAAUCCGUGCUUGAACCGGUCAAGAAAAACCAAUUUAGCUUGGAGAGGUUGAUAGAAGCUCAAUUAAAGUCGACCAGCUACAGAACCUCGUUUGAACCUUCGUCUUUUACGAAAGAAAAGUUUGAGUUGUACAAGAAAUAUCAAGUUGGUGUGCAUAAUGAUGAUCCGGCCGAUGUCACUGAAAAAUCGUUUAAGCGUUUUCUUUGCGAUACGCCGUUUUCAAAAAGGGAAAUGGCGGGGCUGGAGGAAGAAUGGCGGGGCUUGGAGCUUGGCAACUGGACUCGUCGAGACUCCACCAUACCAGGCAAGCGUGUUGGGCCCACACACGAAUGCUAUUACCUCAAUGACAAGUUGAUUGCGAUAUCGGUUUUGGACUUUUUACCGAGUGGCGUUUCUUCGAUUUAUUUCAUUUGGGAUCCCGAUUACGCUUACUUGUCGCUUGGGACACUACUGGGGAUAAAGGAGAUUCAAAUGUGUGACAAGUUGGGGUACGAGUGGUACUAUUUGGGAUAUUAUAUCGAGGAUUGUCCUAAGAUGGUUUACAAGGGCCAGUUUGGCGGCCAGCUUUUAGACGUGUGCAAUGAAGCAUACUAUCCGUUGGAGAAGGUGCACGAUUACAUCAAAAAUGGCAGACUUUUUGUCAUUGGUGACAAAACUAGUCUGGCUCCAUCUGCUGAGAUUUCGAUGCUAAAUAAUGAUUAUCCUGAGCAAGGAGUUUUCAAUGAGGAUUGUUACAAUGCCGCAGAAGAUAUCUAUGGCCGUACUAACGAUGGUGGAAGUGAUGUCGCGCGUAACCACCAGCGCGCCCUACUAAAGAAAUACAAAGUCGAUACAACUAGCAGCGAGUACAUGUUGCCGGCAGUUGUCCCCGGAGUGAUUCCCUUGUCGCAAAUCUUGCAAUGGUUUAGAGAUGGCACCAUUGGAGAAGGCUAUACUCAAAAGAUUGGUGGAACAAGUUAUAGACUUAGUGAACUAUCACCUGUAGGGAGAGGUCUCGUUAUUGAUUGCAUCAGACUAUUUGGCCUAGAUAGAAUGAACGAUACCGCGAUUGCUUACUAA
This is a messenger RNA of Lodderomyces beijingensis, 1425 nucleotides long. Lineage: Eukaryota; Fungi; Ascomycota; Pichiomycetes; Serinales; Debaryomycetaceae. The record is from the annotation of a GenBank genome assembly.